Alternaria rosae is the source of this 1393-nucleotide messenger RNA. RefSeq lists its product as uncharacterized. The record is from RefSeq and is a predicted model, not a curated record. Gene Ontology annotation, molecular function: oxidoreductase activity, acting on the CH-OH group of donors, NAD or NADP as acceptor; NAD binding; magnesium ion binding. Bases 249 to 1352 code for a protein of 367 amino acids. The transcript has a single exon. NCBI's taxonomy places the organism in Eukaryota, Fungi, Ascomycota, Dothideomycetes, Pleosporales, Pleosporaceae.
GUGUCUUGGGGAGCGGCGUCGGAAUGUAGAAUUAUACCCGGAAGUAGUUUGUGCUGGGCGGGGAAAGAAUGCCCGGUAGUCGUGACCUGCAUGCGGUAUAAGACAUCAUGAGCUUGCUAUCGUCGUCAGAUCGCGAGAGAACACCACAACCUGCAGGGCAAUAUAUCGCCAUCCCGAUCUCUAUCAAUCGGACCUUCUGAUCCUUGCCCUGACUUAACUCCGAACCUACAGCAACUAUAACCACUAAGAUGCCAUCACAUAUCCACUCAGUAACCAACAUACACCGUAUAGCCUGCAUCCCCGGCGAUGGCAUCGGGGUUGACAUAACAGAAGCCGCCAUCCAAGUCCUCAACGUCCUCUCCAAAACCAUUGGCGGCUUCGAGUUCGACUUCAAAACCUUUGACUGGAGCAGUAAAAACUAUCUGGAGCGAGGAUGGUACAUGCCACCCGAUGGUCUCGAGCAACUAAAAGCCUAUGAUGCGAUCUACUUUGGUGCCGUCGGUUGGCCCAACGUGCCAGACCAUAUAUCGCUCUGGUCACUCAUCUUGCCAAUCCGAAAGUCCCUGAACCAAUACGUCAAUGUCCGACCUACGCGCAUCCUCCCUGGCACCACAUCCCCUCUAUCAAAUUGCAAACCCGGCGAUCUAGACUGGAUGAUUAUCCGCGAGAACAGCGAGGGCGAGUACUCUGGCCAAGGCGGUACAUCUCACGAAGACAGCCCGCACACCAUCGCCACCGAAGUGAGCAUCUUCACACGCGUGGGCAUCGAGCGCGUAAUGCGGUAUGCAUUCGAGACCGCGCGCUCACGACCACGCAAGAAGCUCACCAUGGUGACCAAGAGCAACGCACAGCGCCACGGCAUGGUUCUUUGGGACAAAGUCUUCUACGAAGUCGCAAAAGAGUACGAAGACGUUGAGAUAGACAAGAUGCUCGUGGACGCCAUGACGGUGCGCAUGACACUGCAUCCCUCCUCGCUCGACACCAUUGUUGCGACAAAUCUCCACGCGGAUAUCUUGUCUGACCUUGCGGCUGCGCUCAGUGGCUCGAUUGGCAUUGCGCCGUCGUCGAAUCUCGAUCCUACGAGGAAGAACCCGAGUAUGUUUGAGCCUAUUCAUGGGUCUGCACCGGAUAUCGCGGGGAAGGGAAUUGCGAAUCCCGUGGGUGCGUUUUGGAGUGCGGCGGAGAUGGUACGGUGGGUCGGGGAGGAAAAGGCGGCGGAUGGGCUUAUGAAGGCGAUUGAGAAUGUUACGGAGAGGGGGGUUAAGACGAAGGAUCUGGGUGGGAGUGAGAAUACGAAGGGUGUCACCGAUGCGGUUUGUGCGGAGAUUGAGACGCUUUUUAAGAGGGACUGAAUAGGGUAGAUAUACAUGUACAUACCCACUACUACCACAUC